AUGGAUGAAUCCUUGCACGUUACCUUCAUAUUCGAUCGCCCAAUUAAACAACCAAAUAUUUUAAUUACCAACAAAAUUCUUCAUUGUAUCGAAUACCCAACUAUAAAUAUAAUGAAUAGUAGCAAUGUUGCUCCAGCCAAAGAAAUCCUGAAACAGGGAGAAAUGGAGUGUGAAGAUGUUGAUGCACAUAUUGAAGAUGUUAAUGCACAUUUUGAAGACGUUAGUCAACAAGUUUUGCGGAAUGAUAUCUGGGAUGCUCUAAAAGCGGAUGAAAUAGCCGAAGCGUCGCUGCAAGUUUCAGCUGAAACAGUCGAUUCUUUUGCUGGAGAUGCACAAAGUCAUCUUUUUGGACAAUUCCUAUCAAUUGCAACCAACUUCGCUUCGUUACCAUUUGCUGAAAACCUACACAGAAUUCCAGAAUUAGUAGAAAGUAUUACGGGAUUGCUAGAAGAAAUGAUGAAAGAAGUUCGAGAAUACAGUGAUAUGGCAAGUGAAUUUCGUGAUCUUAUUCAAUGUUUUGUUCAAAUGGUAACGGAAUUAAAACAUAACGUUAAUAUGAUGCUUCCUUUGCUUACAUCUGCCAAAUCACAAAUAGGCCUUCUUGGAGAUGUUCUGAGUCAUCA
Molecule: messenger RNA, 623 nt
Organism: Adineta ricciae
Lineage: Eukaryota; Metazoa; Rotifera; Eurotatoria; Adinetida; Adinetidae
Source: the annotation of a GenBank genome assembly